Molecule: messenger RNA, 1899 nt
Organism: Brenthis ino (lesser marbled fritillary)
Lineage: Eukaryota; Metazoa; Arthropoda; Insecta; Lepidoptera; Nymphalidae
Source: the annotation of a GenBank genome assembly
AUGUCACACGCAAAACAGUUAUCAAGCAAGAAAGUCGUCGAUAUCGAAGAACAUGAAAAGGUCUAUGAAGGUAAUGUAAACGAUUAUGAUGCAACUUACGCACUUCCUAAAAAGAUUUUAAAAACGGUUGGAUUUCGCAUUCUUAUUAAUGAUACAAAUAUAGCGAGCAUCUGCUGGAACUUGUAUUUCUGGUUCAAUCUUAUCAACGUUCUCUUAGCGACGAUUUUGGAAAGUAUCAAUAUGUUCUUGAUGGCUUCAGUAGGGACUUUUCUUGAUCUUUUCACUAUGAUGCCUUGUGUCGGCUACCUGCUUGUAGCCACCGCCAAAGCUUACAAGAUAAAACGUUAUCGGUCUGUAUACGAAAACCUGGUGUACGAGCUAAGAGAUAUGUGGCCAAGUGGCCGCAUCACUGAAGAAGAGCAUAAGAUUAUAAACGAAGCUCUCAUUCGCCUACGCUUUGUAGUGAAAGCAUACUUCAGCUGCAACAUGACACUCGGCUCUAUCUUCACUGUACCACCUUUCAUUUCGUAUAUUAGAAACAAAGCAGGUUUUGGCGAUGAAAUAAUGUUGCCUUUCUUCUACUGGUUACCUUACGAUCCGUGCAUAGGAAAUCGUUUUGAAAUAACAAUGUUUCUUCAAACUUGUCAUUGCUUUCUCGCAGCUGGCUUUAUGUUAUCAGGAGAUCUGUUAUUCUGUACCUUUCUAAGCCAUAUAACUACACAGUUUGCUUUGCUCGCUGUACGAAUUAAUAAAUUAAUAUAUGUCCCUAUUGAUGAUCAACUCAUCGAAUCUUAUCCCUUAGGAAUGUACAGUAAACUACAUUUAACAUAUGGACAAAUGAAUGAUGAAGAAAAAGGAAAGAAACUUAAUGCAGAACUUAUAUCUAUAAUUUUAAGACAUCGUGCUUUAAUAAGAUUAUCAAGCGAUGUGGAGAACAUGUAUUCGUUUUCUCUUCUCGUAAACUUCUUAAAUAGUUCGAUUAUCAUCUGUUUCUGCUUAUUCUGCUGCGCACGGCAGAAUUUACAUUUAAACAAUAUGUCGAAUAAAAGAAACAAAGAAAUAGAAAAACAAGAAAGCGAAAGUGAAGAAGAUCAAGAUUCGGGGAGUGAAAAAGACUCGGACUUUGAUUCUGAUGGAAAUUUCGUUGGGGACAAGGAACUACAAGCAGACUUUGAAGGCAGAAAUCCUGAAGAUUGUGAUUUUCAUGGAAUUAAACAACUUUUACGACAACUGUUUCUAAAAUCAAAUGUUGAUUUAGGAGGGCUAGCACAAAUAAUAAUUUCACAAAAUUAUGUUGGUAGUGUUGUAAAGCAGUGUUUGGAUGAUGGACAAGAUGAAGAUGAUGAUGAAGAUGAUGGCAGUGAUGGGGUGUUUGGUAUCACAACUGUAUUAAACAUUACCAAAAGAAAAGAAGAAAAUUGUAUAAAGCAAAUCAGAACUUUGCUAACCACACUGGCCAAUGAUAAUGCAGAUGAUAGAACGAAGGGGCUUGUUAGUAAAAUAUUGUCAGAUGAGGCCAAUCAUGUAGGGCUAGUUAUUAAUGAAAGAAUACUCAACAUUCCGGCAGCGAUCAGUGUACCUCUGUUCUCAUCACUACAAAGUGAAUUAGACAAAGCUUUAAAGAAAAAUAUGCCUUACAACUUCCAAUACCUAAUAUGGAUCUGCAAAACAUACAAAACUGGAGAUGAUGAAUCAGACAUACUCUUUGCAAAUCAAGAAGAGAAACCAUUAGCAGAAGAGUCACUGGCUAGCUUUGAUGUUGAUGUGACAGAACAGGCAGAUUUAUCUCAAUGGGACUAUGAUGGUGGUGCUAUGACUCCAUGUAGAAAGAUACUAAUAUUUGAAGGCAAAAAAUUCAAUCAUCUAAUAAGACUUCUCAAGGAAGAAGUGGAAAGUGUU